AUUCUUCCCUGGAACAUUGACAUACCAACGUGGUCGUUUUGCCUUUGCUAUUUUGCUCACAGCCACUACGUUGUGCUUCUUUUUAUCAGCGGGAAAGUUUCCAAGCUGAUUUUGACAGGCAAAGAUGGAGUUUGUAACGGACUCUAUUAACCAGAUACGAAAAAUGAAAUUUCGGCAGUUCCUUGCUCAAGGCGUGCAGUUAGGUUUAAUUAUCACGUCGGCGCUUAUGAUCUGGAAAUCGCUUAUGCUGGUGACAGGCAGCGAGUCCCCGGUGGUGGUAGUCCUCAGCGGGAGCAUGGAACCAGGCUUUUACCGAGGAGACAUCCUGUUUCUUAACAUGGGGAAAGCACCCAUACGCACUGGAGAAGUUGUUGUCUUUAACCUAGACGGUCGUGAGAUUCCAAUCGUCCACCGUGUCAUCAAGGUACAUGAGCGCAGGAAUGGCACACACGUUGACAUCCUCACCAAGGGUGACAACAACUAUGGAGACGACCGGGCGCUUUACAACCGCGGGCAAGAGUGGUUGCACCAGGAACACAUCAUGGGAAGAGCAGUCGGUUUCCUGCCCAAGGUCGGCAUGAUUACCAUCUUGAUGAACGAUUACAAGUAUCUCAAGUUCGCGCUGUUGGGCGUUCUGGGCCUGUUGGUGAUCACCAACAAGGAAGGGUGAACAACGGGAGGUGGAGGCCGGAUUGGCGAUUCCUUUGCGGCUCACGAGUGAAGGAGCUCUGAGGUGGCUUUUCCGCAUGCCCCAGAAGUCAUGCUAGGGUAAGACCACCUGUGUCCUGCUGCUCAUGCACAAAGAUGGUGGAGCGGGGUCCUUUGGAUGGAUGGGAGGAUGGGAUAGAGGGGAGUAGCCACGCGAGGUGGUCUAGGGCUGCUGGCGCUUACGAACAAGGAGGGUGAAGGAAGGGUGUUAUUAGGCGAGAAGGGACGGGGAACAUGAGGAAGAGGCAGAACAUGUCGCGGUCUAAGCGGAAAAGGACUUGGGACAUCCGGGGUGACCUGGAGCAGCAGCAGAAUGCGGGUUUGUAACAGUACGGAUGCCUGGGAUACCUGGCAAGGCAUUUGUGAGCAUGUUGAUGCCAUGACGAUAUGUCGGCAACCAUGGGUUACGACUAUGGUGCGGGUGAAGGGACAAGUGUCUGCUAUGUCGUAUAUGCACGGUACGGUAUGGAGGAACCGUGGCGAUGGAUGGCUGGUGUAGAGUGUGGCACCGUUUGAGCCUGCAACACAUGAAAUUUACCCUGAUAGUGCACAUAUUCGUAGCCGGCUUUCCUUAUCUGGUCGGGAAAAGAGUUUGCUUUCCCUCAUUGCCAAGACACUUUGAUGCUGAACUGGAUUAACCGUUAGCAUAUGAUUGUUAAUACACAAUGAAGUGUAUUAGUGAUUGAAGCUCUUGAUACCAUUGGUGUGCAAAAUGGCUUUGGGCCAUCGGGCCCCUUUGGGUAAACGACGAUUUCGCUUCCUGGAAACAACGCCCUCCACCUGCCUUACCGUCGCAUAUAAUAGAGCACUCCAUACUCUUGCCAGGGGGUGUGAAGCGUUCUCCGCCUUUUCUGCUUGACAGCUGUUGGCCACUGUGUUGACCGCGAUUUCUCUCCUUAGCUGCGACUAUCUGGUCUUGUGCAUCCUUCUAAUCGUUUCUGGAAGAACGUAUUGGAGAGAUUCAGUCACUCUUGCUUAGACUCAGUCUUUGGCGCCUAAUUCCGUUCCGUUAGUUUCCUGGUGCUGAGGCCAAGCCAGCCGGGCCGUUAGGCCCCGGCUGAGGAGCCAUGGAGCCGGAGUAUGCAGCAACGACAGGUCCAUCCGUGUCACAGCAGGCCCAGCCAGCAUCGCCCUUGCGGGACCAUAGCAGGCAGAAUGUUCACGCUUCCAGUCCAGUGCGCAGCCCCUUGUGGUCGCCCAAAUCCCGAGUCACAUAUAGCGAUCGGUUUAUCCCUUCAAGGGCCGCAGCAGCUCGGCUGGACUUCAGCAUUUUGGAUCGGGAGUUGGCGACAUCGGACGUGCUCAAGCAAGCAUCGGACAGAGAAGACUUGAACCCCGCGUAUAACCUGCUUCUACGGUCGGAGCUGCUUGGGUCAACGUGCCCAGGAGUCAUAUCACCGGAUAAGGUGCAGCAGAUGGAGCAGCUGCGAGCUCCCGCCAGUCCGGGCAAGAGCCUCUUCCGCUUCAAGACGGGCGACGUGCACAGCCCGCAUGGUGGCCCCGCGGCGCAGAGCCCCUUCGUGGUGUCGCCGGUGGGAGAUGACACGGCCGCCGGGUCGCCCUUCGCCAGCCCGCGGAGAGCACAGCGGAAGAUAGCUCGGGCGCCGUUCAAAGUGCUUGACGCUCCCUCCCUGGCGGACGACUUCUACCUCAACCUGGUGGACUGGUCCUCCCAGAACGUGCUGGCGGUGGGGCUGGGCACCUGCGUGUACCUCUGGUCGGCAACCAGCAGCACGGUGACCAAGCUGUGCGACCUUGCUCCGCACGACACGGUGUGCAGCGUGGAGUGGAGCAAGCGCGGCACCUACCUCUCGGUGGGCACCAACAGCGGCAAGGUGCAGAUCUGGGAUGUGGCCAAGCUGAAGCUGCUGCGCACCCUGGAGGGGCACCGCGCGAGGGUGGGCACGCAGGCCUGGGGCAGCCAGGUGCUGUGCAGCGGCUCCCGCGACCGCCACAUCCUCACCCGCGACAUCCGCUGCCCCGAGCACUUCAUCUCCAAGCUGGUGGGCCACCGCUCCGAGGUGUGCGGACUCAAGUGGUCCCCCGACGACCGCCAGCUGGCCAGCGGCGGCAACGACAACCAGCUGUGCAUCUGGUCGCUGCCCGCCACCUCGCCCGUGCUCAAGUUCUCAGACCACACAGCGGCGGUCAAGGCCAUCGCAUGGUCGCCCCACCAGCACGGCCUGCUGGCCAGCGGCGGCGGCACCGCGGACCGCUGCAUCCGCUUCUGGAACACCGCUAAUGGCACCGCACUCAACUGCAUAGACACGGGCAGCCAGGUGUGCAACAUUUCCUGGUCCAAGAACGUCAACGAGAUCGUGUCCACCCACGGCUACAGCCAGAACCAGGUCAUAGUGUGGAAGUACCCCUCCAUGGCCAAGCUAGCAACGCUCACGGGCCACACCCUGCGUGUGCUCUACCUCGCCAUGUCCCCCGACGGUCAAACCAUCGUGACGGGCGCGGGAGACGAGACGCUGCGCUUCUGGUCGGUGUUCCCAUCCGCCAAAUCCGCGGGACCCGACACCACCGUCGCCAACAUGACACGCACAACCAUCCGGUGAACAGAAGACACAGUGGCAGCUACCCUGUUUGUCGAAGGCGCAGUACGGCAGCCCUGCUUUCCUUUUGGGAUAGUUCCAUGGGGAAGUCGCCAAGAAGGGGAAUGCCUUGUCCUAGGUCCAGGGGGUGCUGUCUGCGCCUGAUUAGCACCAGACUCUCCUUGGGUGUCCAGGAUGUGAGGUUGGGGAGAUAGUGGGCCGUGUAGAGCUAGGCCGUUGCUCGCUUUAGUUACGUCCUCUUGCCCUUGGGGGACUUGGGCCACUGAGGGGUUAGACAGUCGUUGCAAAGUUGCUGUAGCUAUGAGGUCGUGACCCAACUACGCAUGCAUGCGACUUUGCCCUACAUGCAAGAGUCGUGCAUAGGACAGAAACAAAUAUACCGGAUGUGUAUGCCUGAUAGGCUGUAGCAUGUAGCGUGUUAUAGGGUGUGUCUGUAGUUUGCAUGUGUUCUGUGCGUGGAUGGUACGAUACCGAAAGGCGCCGGAACGAAGCCAAAGAUCUGUACAUAAAGGUCUGAGAUAUAAACUGGCGAAUGGCGCUGAUGUGAUGUGUAUAUUGUUGACAGAGCCAAGCAUGUGUGUACGUGUCCGUGCGCGUGGACCCAUGGGUCAUGGGUAGGAUGGCAGACUGCGGUUUUAUGUUUCCCAAAGCACGGUCAUAUAUUUGUUUGAUACUUGGCGGAACUGCGGUUAGCAAGGGGUUCCCUCGUUGGGCAGCUUUUAUUGCGUGGGACGCCAUUAACUGUGGUUUUGGGCUUCUAUCAGGCGCCGUUGUCACCCGCAAUGCUUGCUGCUGCAAUAAAAGCUUUGUCGCCCUGUACGGAAAUACAUGUAUUGGCUUGUGCGGAAAGGGACGGGAUGUACUUGGCAGGGCUUGGCCCGGUUCACCAAACCUCUUUGCUUUCUUGCUCUUGCUGAUGCUAUGUCGCGUGCCUUCCUAGUCCUGGACGUGUGCUACAGGGUUUUUCAGCCGCGUCCCAAAGGAGCAUGCUGCAACUUUCUUUCCUGAUCCUUUUAUGCGUCGUGCUAUCCUGACCCGUCGGUUUUGGACCAAGGUGAUUUUGUGGCAGGAGACAAGCCCUCAUGAUUCAGCGCUUUGUACGAUAAGCCGGUUACUGAUUCGUGGAAACCCCAUAGCGCCCGCAACUGAAGAGCGUUGCGGUUAACUCGGGUGCGGUCGUAGUAGACCUGCGACGGUAUGACGUCAUGCUUUCUUACCAGCAAACGUUACUGUAAUGUUUGGAAAUGUAAA
Molecule: messenger RNA, 4517 nt
Organism: Astrephomene gubernaculifera
Lineage: Eukaryota; Viridiplantae; Chlorophyta; Chlorophyceae; Chlamydomonadales; Astrephomenaceae
Source: the annotation of a GenBank genome assembly